Messenger RNA from Coniophora puteana RWD-64-598 SS2, 393 nucleotides. RefSeq lists its product as uncharacterized. The transcript has 4 exons. Bases 1 to 393 code for a protein of 130 amino acids. NCBI's taxonomy places the organism in Eukaryota, Fungi, Basidiomycota, Agaricomycetes, Boletales, Coniophoraceae. The record is from RefSeq and is a predicted model, not a curated record.
AUGUCCUGGUGGCUGCCUCACUGCAGCAAAGGAGAUGCUAACCUCCUCCGGAAGAUCUUUGUUGACCUGGGCUUUGAGGAAACCACUCAGAAUGCGGCUGGCGCUAGCUCUUCUCGUGUGGGACGCUCUGAUCCCAACCUGGUGGCAGGUCCUUCUGGCCUUCUAGGCAAGGUCAGUGACAAUGAUGAGGACGAAGAUGAACUUGGCAAUGAUCAGCAUCAUGAUGAGCAGGUACAAGACAACACUCCACGUCCGUCAGAACAAGAGGAAGAAGAGGAGGAAGAGGAGGUCGAGCUCCAGCAGAGACGUACAUUUCCCGUGAUAGACAUCAACGAGCUAUCUCAGCUGUUGAAGAACCACAAAGCUCAGAACUCAUGCAGCUAUAUACACUGA